Messenger RNA from Corapipo altera (White-ruffed manakin), 1190 nucleotides. RefSeq lists its product as uncharacterized. NCBI's taxonomy places the organism in Eukaryota, Metazoa, Chordata, Aves, Passeriformes, Pipridae. The transcript has 6 exons. The record is from RefSeq and is a predicted model, not a curated record. The coding region runs from base 1 to 1062 and encodes 353 amino acids.
AUGGCGGGACGAGGCCCCCUCGCCUCAGAGAGGCGUGCCUUCGCUUGCCUGAGCUCCAUCCCGUCCCCGACCCCACGCCGUGCUCGUAGCGCCGUCUUGGCGCGGUGCUUCCCAGCGUGGGGACAGGGCGGGGCGCUCGCCGGCGCCGGGUGCGGGCGGCAGAUUCUCGGGCGGCGGCAGGCACCGGCGCGGGCAGCCACGGUCGGGGACGCGGCUCAGGCGCGAGGACCCCUGGCAGAGCGCGGGCCCGACGCUGAGGCGGCUCGGCGUCCGCACUCGGCGCCCCUGUCCCGUAGUCUCCCACCCCGUCACUUUCCCGUCCCGCUCCGUCCCGUGGUGCCGCAUUCAGAUGUACCCUGGGAUUCCAGUUCCUCGGGGGGAUCUGUGCUGACUCAGCCUCACUUAGGGCUUCCUGUGGAGCAUGAAGUGCUGCUGCCGGGAAAGAGAAAUCCUUUGGGAAGCUGGGAUACAAACAGCAACUCUGUGAAUUGCUCAGCUUUUCAUAGGACAGGGAAAAUCAUUGACUUGGGUCCAGUGAUGCCAAAUGCGUUGGGGUGUGAGCAGCCAAAGGCAACAGGCUCCAGCCCUGCUGACCAGCACUGGGGGCACCUGGUCCUGCCUGUGGGGUGGGUUGCUGUCCAGAAUCUCUCCAACAAAACCUGUUGGAAAGUUAGAGUUUGGCAGGGCUGGGACAAGGAGGACUCGUGCGAGCACCUCCAGAGACAGUGGGAACAGGAGCGUGCUGCGGAGAAGGAAAAUUCCAGGAAGUGGGCUGUGACAAGGGGAUGUCCUCCCACUAGGCUGAGGAUCAGGGCGGGCUCUGCCCAGGGGAUGACUGCCGCUGCUGGACAGGGAAGAGCACCUUUGCCCCCACCCCCGGCAAACUGGGAAGGAGUAACAUCUACCUGCAGCUGGCUGGAGUUCCUGUUGGCUCUGGGCUUUCUGUCCACAGGCCGAGGAUCAUGGCCAGAGUCCUUCAAACCUGGGGAACAGUGGCCUUCACACCAUCCCUGCAGCCCGUCCAGGGCAGACUGUUGCUCAUCGGCCCCUGAUCGCAGGUAGAUAUGGAAGUGAUGGUGUUUAGGGAAUGCUGAUUGUAUUUCCCUAACUUUGACAACGCAGUCAUUAAAAAGAGAAAAGUAACAAGUCUAUGGAAAUCCCCCGCACUUGGGAGCUUCUGGUGCUCUGGA